Anas platyrhynchos (mallard) is the source of this 2520-nucleotide messenger RNA. It is a transcript of the gene MUC13, whose product is annotated as mucin 13, cell surface associated. The record is from RefSeq and is a predicted model, not a curated record. NCBI's taxonomy places the organism in Eukaryota, Metazoa, Chordata, Aves, Anseriformes, Anatidae.
AGAAGAGAAAAGCACUUUCUCUCAAGUUUAACGGCGAGUAGCAGCGGCAACAGAAGCAGCAAUGAGAUUCUGUGUAUUCUUCGCUGUGUUGCUCGGACUGGUGCUGAGCCUUUCAAGCCGAGACAACAAACAUGACACUUACUGCUAACAAUACAACAGAAGGAACCACAGAUACAACUGUGUCAUCUCCUGCUACAACUCCAACAGAAGAGACAAGCGUGACACCUACUGCUAGCUCUACAACAAAUGCAUCAGAAGAGACAACAAGCGUGACACCUACUGCUAACUCUACAACAAAUGCAACAGAAGAGACAACAAGCGUGACACCUACUGCUAACUCUACAACAAAUGCAACAGAAGGAAACAUAACUACAACAACUGUGACACCUGCUGCUACAACUCCAACAAAACCAUCAUCAGCAGAUCCAUGCAAACCAAAUCCUUGCGGAACAAAUUCGGCUAAAUGUAUUUCUCUGCAUUCCGACUAUGUCUGCGAGUGCCCCUAUGGAUUCUACUACGACAGCAGUACUUGUUAUCCAGGGAAAAUAUUCCCAGGGACCAUUACACUGGCAGGAACUUACCCUAAGGAUAUUGAAACUGUAAAUUCCUCACUGUAUCAACAGAUGUCCGAAAAUUUAACAGCUUUUUUUGAGGCAGCAUUUAACUUAACAGACUACAAACAGACUGUCAUCGUGAAAGUUCAAGUUACUACAGGAAACACCAGAAGUGAAAAUUCUGGAGUGAGCAUAACAGUGAUGAACAUAUUUGAGAAAAACACAAAUGAAACCACCGAAACAGUUACUGGUCUAAUAAUGGCAGAAGCAAACAGGUCCAACUCCACGUAUCUCUACAGCAAGACAAGCCAUUGUGCUGUUUUUGAUUGUGAUAGUGCAACCACAGAAUGUCAAGAAAGUGAGUAUCCAGAAUGCAAGUGCAAAAACGGUUUAUCAAAGACAGAGUGGGAUGAUCGUUCUUGUUCAGAUUGCAGUAGUGACUGUUCUGCAAAUAACAACAAGUACUGUGCCAAAGCAAAUGGGGUUCCACAAUGCUAUUGCAUGACUAACUUUAAGGAGGAGGGCGAAAAAUGUGUAAGCUGUCCAGUGGGCUACUCUGGACAGAACUGUGAGAACAAUUUUGAACUCAUCCUUAUAAUAGUGGGCACAGUUCUUGGAGCCAUUAUCCUGUGUUUAGUGGUAGCAGUCUCAGUUGUUUCAGUAAGAGCCAAACACAGUAAAGAUCCAGAGAAAAAGAGCUUGAUAAAGCCAGGACAUUCCAAUCCUGAUACCUCUAGUGAGACCAGGAUCUUCCCCAGAGUCCAGACCACUUCUGGCCAUGGAAAUCCAGGGUAUCAGCCAAACCCGUAUGAGGCUCGUUCCUCAAACAGGAAUCGUUUUUUGGACGGGGAUUAUGAUGAUGUGUAUGACAUGUCACGGGAGCCUGAGGGCUUUAGGAUGCAACGCAGAUAACUAAGUGGCCAGAGUGGCAGAAGGAUGGAUGACCACCGCAACAGUGGGUCAGACCAAAGAGUUUCACAGCCUCUUACCAGUGCAGUUAUUUCAGCAGCAGAGACAAAGUCCUUAACACCAGAUUCUCUGAAGAUUUUCUAAAUGAAGGCUUCUACUUGAAGGAGAACAGUGGGCAAUAGCUCUCUGAAAUAAAGGAAAAUAAAAAUUAAGCAGAAGGUAGGGAGAAGAUGAUGAUUUCGAAAUCUAAAAGCGUCCUGUAAACAUUAAACUCCCUUCAGAAGGCCAGUGCAUUGAUGAGAAAGUGAGUGUAGACAAGAUACCAGGAUUUUAAUCCUGCUGUUAUUCUGUUCUUGUGAAAGAUGGUCACUGCAACACGUGUGAUAUUGAUAAAUGUCAGCUCCCAGAGCUUUGCCUAUAUCACUCCAUUGCAGCUAAACGCUACCUGUGUAGCUGUGGGCAGAUCAAAGCAAUAUCAAAACUGUUCUUCAUGAGAACCUAUCACUCUCUGUACUAUAUAAGAUACAGUCUUUUUUCCCCUACUCAACCCCAUAGUAUUUCCCAUCUGAAAGUAUUCGGUUCAAAUCUCUGCUGACACUUGUGUGAGACAAUUGUACUGUCUGACCGCUUAUGCAGCCUUCCUUCCAAAUACAACAACAAAACCCUGUAACUUCAAACACUUUUUUUCUCCAUUUUGCAUAAGUACAUUGGUUGUUUGUGGAAAGCAUUACCAUUAUAUUUUUCCCUCUUGCACUCUGUAAGUUUUGAUGGAAUCAUCUUGAGUCUUUAUUUUUCAUUACUUAUGUACACUCAAUAGAUACUGUAAAAAAUCCAUAUUUUACCAUAUUUUUCUGAGUGUGCAUAUCAUUAUCUGUUGACUAGUCAUUGGCAUUUCUUUAUAUAUAUAAUAUACAUAUUGCCCAGAAAUGUACAUAUAUUUAUAGGUUAUGUUCAUUUAAAACAUCAUUAAAUUCUGUAUUAUGUUUUGUGUUUUGCUUUUGUUGUAUUAGAUUAACUUUUCCUAUUAAACAUUGUUGUUUCUCAGUACCAAGCCUUU